Molecule: messenger RNA, 439 nt
Organism: Camelina sativa (false flax)
Lineage: Eukaryota; Viridiplantae; Streptophyta; Magnoliopsida; Brassicales; Brassicaceae
Source: RefSeq, a predicted model, not a curated record
ACGACAUUCCAGAAAGAUCAUCACAUUGCAGGGACUCUUUGCUCGGUUAAGAAUCCCAAUGACGGUUGAUUCAUCAAUACCUGGUACAACUGGAAUGGAAGAUGUUGCUGUAUGAAUGGUUGGCUUCAUGAUGGGAGAGGCUUCCCUAGUAGAACAAUUCAAGUCAGUAAGGACUGUGUAGGUUUUAGAGUUAAAUCGUUUUGAGAGUGGGAUUGUUGGAAAUGAGAUUUUCGAUAAGAAGGAUCUCUGAUAGACGUUUGGUUCAGUUUUGAUUCUGCUGUGUCAUCAUCAGUAGAUUGCUUUAGCAUUAAGCUAUAUAAUAUUAUGAGGGAGGAUAUAGCGAAUAGGGGAGAGAUCUUAUCAUUUACCCACUAAUAACAUUACAUUUUGUCUCUGGGUGAAAAUUAUUCAUGGAAAUCCAUACAAAUCUUGAUGUUAC